CGGAUCUUCUUCACAGACAGAAUUAUGGAGCCUCUAAUCAGCUUCCUGGAUAUGCCAACACACAUCAUUCCACUGGUCUUUCUGGAAUAUUUGAUACUAAUAUGAACAGUGCUGGCCCUAAGACUAAAGAAUCUUCCGUGAUGAAUUUCCUGUCUGCUAUUGAAUCCCGAACUGCUCCGGCCACUUCUUCAGGAACUACGCUUUUACCACAAUUCAGGGCUCCAUCAUGGCAGACAGGUAUGCAUUCCUCAACAGCAUCUGAGCUGUUUGUUACUGGAGCUUUGCCAACCACUGGGACAUUUCCACCAACAUCCACUCUUUCCACUUAUCAGCAUCCCAACACUUUCAGCAAUAGAAACUUUGCUACUACCCCACCUCUGACACUUCAAGAUUCAACUUUCAAUAAUACUUCAAAUGGUAUUUUAAAUCCUCAUGACCCUUUGCUACAAGUCAAGACUUCACAAGGUACUAUUCCAACUGCUUUGGCAUUUGAACGCUUGGGCAGUUCUGUGUUAAGUACCAGUGUACCACCUCAGUCUUCUACAUAUCGUUCAGCUCAAGAGUCUGCACCCCAUCUUUUACAACCUCAGUUUGGCUUGUUGUCUUCACCCCUUGGAGGAGGCCAACAAGCUUCUCAAGCCUAUAGCUCAACAGUUUUUACUGGUUCUACUACAUCCAUUGAAAGAGUUCUUCGAGAAUGUAGUGUUAUUAAACACCAUCAGCGGCCUUCAAAUACUCAGGCUAUUCAGGCACAACUGGCUGGUUCACAGCAUUCCUUACCUAGUUACUUUUCAAAUGCAAGUGUAGCUGAUUUUCAGGAUACAACCAGGCAGCCACCUUUAUCUUGUAACCCAAUUGGAGAUUCUACUCAGGUGAGCAAUGGAGGACCACAACAAAAGACCUCCCAGGUCUCAGUGGGACUAGCUCAGUCUUACCCAUCUACAAUUCCAUCACCCAGUUAUCUUCCUACUUCAAAAGUAAAAAACUGCUCUACAAAGCAACCACCAAGGUCAGCUAAGACCCCCAAACCUCAGAGUGUGAUGCCUCCUGUGCUAAAACAAAGCUAUUCCAAAUCUUUACACAACCAGAGUUCUGUGAUAUCAGGCCAAGCACAAAUUUAUUCUACAGCUCAGCUACCCAGCCUUUUAUCAGUUAGCCAAUCCCAAAAUUAUGCUUCCACGCAAUCACAUAACGUGCCAUCUAUUGUUCAUUCACAGGUUUACACCCACAAUAAAGUUGAGAAGUUGCCACCCUUAUACAAAACACUGACUUUUUCUGGGCAAUCUCAAACAGUAACUUCUGAAAGUCAGACAAUUAGUUACUCCUCUGAUCAACAGCAGGUUUUAUCUUCAGUUACAAAUGAGAACUACACUCAAACAAGGGAUAUUUCUUCAGUUAGUCAAUCUCAGAGCUAUUCUUCUGGUCACUCUCAGGGUUUAUCUACUGUCAGUCAAUCACAAGUUAAUUUCUCAUCUCAAUCACAAGUUUUGUCGGCUGGUAGCCCUUCAGAAAACUAUACUUCAGGUCAGUCUCUAACAUUAACAUCACCUUCUCUUCCAUUUUCUUCUUCACCUCAAGUUCAGAAUUUGCCAGCUUCUAGCUCCACCCAAAAUUUUAUUUCUAUGCAUUCUUCUCAAAGUGCUCACACUCAAGGAUCAUCAUCACCACAGUCACAAAAAUUUUUGCCAACUGCCCAGUCCUCUCCUUUUGCAUCCCCUGUUCAUUCACAAACUUUACAAAAUAAUAGACCUUCCUCUGAUGCAAAAUCUUACACUAAAAGAAAAUCUGAUUCUACUCUGUUUACAUCCUCAAAGCAAGAAGAUGAAUUUCCAGUACAAGAUUUACAAGUGUUACGGCAGCAGACAUCUCUUAACUCACCAACCCAGGGUGAAAUUAAUGCUCAAGAUCCAGCCUACAGAGUUCCAAAGGCAAAUGAUAGAUACCCUCAGAGUGUCAUUAGAAGUAAUUCUUGCCUUGAAGAUCAGGUUGUUGGUGUUGCUUUACAAGAGCGAGAAAAGGAGGAAAGAAUAGUCGGCCCGGUGGCACAUCUUACCCAGUCAAUUGGACCAAUUCCUAAUGUGUCAAGCCACGAUAUUAAGAAAGCAUCUAAUUUAAUGCAGUCCUCACAAAUAAACACUAAUGCAAAAGAAUUAAACCAGCAGCAUCCUCUUUUACCGAAGGUUCAUGAAGUACAGGUCCAAGAACAGCAGAGUCAGGCCAUUCACCCUGCCCCACAGAUUCAGAUUCAGACUAAUGCUUUAAGACAAGUCCAUCAACUACCCUUGCCUAGUUCACAGGUGCUUCUUGAGACUGGAUAUGACUUGCAAAUUUUUCAACAGUCAAUAUUGCAGGCAAGCUUAGACCAAGCAAAGGCAUCUACACAGAUUCAGCCAGUUCAGAGUUCUCAGCAAAUAGUACAUCCCUUCCUUCAGUUGGACAGUCCGAUUAUUCAAAGCAAUGGAGGACAUUCUCAGCAGCAGCUUCAUCCCCAAAAUCCCGAGGUUUUGAAAAUGGAUCUUUCAGAAUCUUCUAAACCAUUACAAGAACAUCUAGCAGCAAAAGGCCACUUUAAUCAACCAAAUCAACAUGAUUCAAAGAAUCAAUUUGUUUCCCUUGGUUCAAUGUGUUUUCCUGAGUCAAUACUUCUCAAUGAUGAGAGAAACAUUUUAUCAAAUGAUGAUGAUAUUUUAGCAGCUACUGCUGUAGCUUGUGGGGUUACACCAUCUGAUUUUGCUGAAUCAGCUUCAAGUGAAACAAUUCCAACAGUUGAAAAUGGUGAUGACCACAAAUCCCAUUUUCAGCAGUCAGCAGAUAUUAGACAUGUGACUCCAGACUUUAACUCUCUGACAGCCAUGGUAGAAAAAUCAGAGAAUCUAAACAAUAUUUCCUUAAAUGGUAGCCAAAUUACUAUAAACCUUUCAUCUUUACCCAUCAUUCAUUCAAAGAAUAUGAACCUUGAUCAGAAGCAUCUUGAAACUCCUGAUCAAAAUAUAACCCCCUCAACAGUUGAGGAGCAGCAGCAAAGCUCUGAUACAGUGAAUAAAAUCUCUAAUAUUACUCAUGAAUCUGAAGAAGACAACGAAGUCCCUGCUGAUGGUGUGUUAAAUAUUAGAGACCAAGAGUUUGUUACUAGUAGUAAAAGUCUGAGUGGAGAAACUGCUGUUUCAGAGAGUGAAUUUCAUAUGACUAGUGAUAAUAGUGCUACAGGGUCCCAGAAUAAAGUCUCACUUCCUCUAAUGACUAUGGCACAACCUGGGGAUAUGAUCAGUGUCAAGACUGAAGAAGAUGACCAAGAUAUAAUACAAUUCAACCUUCAGAAAAGAAGACUUACAGGAAAGGGGCUGAUGAGGGAUGAGGAUAACAAUAGUAACCAAAAACAGGUGAAAUGGCCCCCACAAAAUAAACGUCAGAAUUCAAGGGGCACAGAUAUAUGCUUGCCAUUUUCUCCUUCUAUUUCAGAAUGUUGUCAUGAUGGUUAUCAGCAUCAAGAAAAGAUGAGACAGAAGAUCAGAGAAGUUGAGGAGAAGCAGCCAGAAGUGAAAACAGGAUUUAUUGCCUCUUUUUUAGACUUUCUGAAAUCUGGUCCUAAACAGCAGUUUUCAGCCCCUGCUGUAAGAAUGCCAAAUAGGACUCGGCGGCCAGGGACCCAGGUUGUUCGUGCACCUUGCCACACUCAACUCCCAAAGACUUCAUCUACUUCACCUGCAGUGUCUGAAGCUGGGAGCUUUAGUCCUUCUAGAAAAAUUGAUGAACUCAAGAAAAAUUUUGAAGCUUUACCGUCAUUUUCUUCUGAUGAUGAAGAUUCUGGAAGCUGUAGUAAUGAUCUUCAAAAGAGCAUCUCUACUGUUUUAUCAACUUUGGAUGAUACUUCUGAUAAAAAAAUUAAGUCAGAAGCUGUAAAGGCAGCUGCUGGUUUAGCUCCGACUCCUGCUGCCACCACUCCUGAUGCUGCUGUUAAGCAGGAAUCUUUACACACUACUUCCCCAGCAAUAAAUGAUCCAGAAAACACGAGCUCGACAGAGCCCCCAAAGGCCUUGGGCCCCAGCCUUGAUGGGGUUCCUUCAGACCAGCUAGCAAAGGUACAGGAAACCACUGCAGUCGAAGGAUGUACUGAAGAGGAGGACACAGACAGCGGAGGAGAGGGCCAGUACAGAGAACGAGAUGAAUACGUUGUGAAGAUAGAAGACAUGGAGAACCUGAAGGUGGCUUUAAAAACAGGUAAAGAACCUCCAGCCAUCUGGAAAGUACAAAAAGCUUUAUUGCAAAAGUUUGUUCCUGAAAUUCGAGAUGGACAAAGAGAGUUUUCUGCCACUAACAGUUAUCUUGGAUAUUUUGGGGAUGCAAAGAGUAAAUACAAACGGGUAUAUGUAAAAUUCAUCGAGAACACCAACAAGAAGGAAUAUGUCAGAGUGUGCUCCAAAAAGCCAAGAAGUCACCUUUUGCCGACAUCCAGAGUUGUUCAUUCAAAGCCAAGUACUAGCAGUAAAGUUCCCGAUCCUCCAGCACCAAAAACAACAAAAGUCUCUUCCGUAAAAUCCAAAAUGAAGCAGCCAAAGAUGCAGGCUGAGCCACCGCCGCCAAAGAAGCGGAAGAAAUGGAAACAAGAGCUAGAGUCUUCCCAGUCUGAUUCCUCGCCUGAGAUCCACAUGAGUGGCAGCGAGGAGGAUGAGUUUGACCCUCCAGCUCCUUCCAUCCCUCGAUUUUUGAACACGAGAGCAAUGAAGGAGACCUUCAGGAGCUACGUGGAGCUGCUCGUGAGCAUCGCCUUAGACUCGGACACGAUGCAGGCUUUAGAGAAGAGCAAUGAUGAGCUUCUUUUGCCUCACAUGAAGAAAAUUGAUGGUAUGCUGAGUGAUAACAGAAGAAAACUUCUUCUGAAGCUGCAUUUGGAUCAGCCGCUUAAGAAUGCUUUGGAAAGUUUUCCUGAAUUAACAGUAAUUACUCGGGACUCUAAAGCAAAAAGUGGAGGAUCUAUUUCUAAAAUCAAAAUGAAUGGCAAAUCUUAUAACAAGAAGACACUUAGAACUUCCAAAUCAACCACUAAAUCAACACAGGAAUUUGCUGUAGAUCCAGAAAAAAUACAGUUGUAUUCUUUAUAUCAUUCUCUUCAUCAUUACAAAUACCAUAUUUAUCUGACAUGUAAAGAGGAGAUUUCAUCUGUGCAAAAAAAAAAUGAAGAUUUAGGACAGGAAGAAAUUGUACAGCUCUGUAUGAAAAAUGUAAAUUGGGUGGAGGAUCUUUUUGAAAAGUUUGGAGAACUUUUGAAUUAUGUCCAGCAAAAAUGUUCAUAACAAUUUUCCAAAGUACCAUUUUUCUACAUGCGGGAAGAAAAACAAUUCAAAAAGAAUUUCUGGUUCUUCAGACAAUGCGUAUCUUCUUCAUUUAGGAAACUUGCACCUUGGCUUCUGCUGAGGAAAUUAGUCCUUUGUAAAUGGACCUAAAUGCUAAACACAUUUUUAUCCUGAUGAAUGAUUUUUCUAUUUUGGUAAACUAUUGGGUAACAGUUAUUUUCAGAAUGUUUUUUGAAAAACAAUAAAGCAUGCACUAAAUAUAAUUCUUUAUUGCUACAGAGAACACUUAAAUACUUUAGUUUUCCUUACCUCUAGCUAAACAACAGCGAGGGGUGGAAAUAAGCUUAUAUUUGCAUUUACAUCUGGCCACCAAAAUGAGAGUAUUGUACAUUUUGUAAACAGCUAAGUGUGUUGUGUCAUUCUGUGAGAGAAUAUUGCCAUCAUCAGAUCCAGAAACCAUGUUCUGCUUUAUGGACUCCUUUUACUCUUGACAUGUUCAGGAAACUGGAUGUGGAAUUGGUGCAAUCCUUUGACUGCUUUUUUGUGUCAAAUUAUAUUGUAAUGAAAAACAAUGAACUAUACUAUUUUCCCUGUUUUGAAGAAAAGUAUUUUCUUUUAUAUUCUUGUUUUUCUUUGGAAAAAAUUCAAUUGUACAUUUUAUCUCACUAAUAGUUGUAUUUUUCACAGAGAAAAUAUUGUGGUUACAAUUGUUUCAUAUAUCUUUGUAAUACACUUCGCAUUGUUUCCAGUAAACCUUAUUCCUUUCUAUGUUGACUUCCUAUUGUACACUCUAUCUUGAGAUAACUGUGUUUAUACAGACUUGCUUCAGUGUUAACCAGAACAUGCAUUCAAUACUAGACUAGUUUUGCAUCAUAAAUGUAGUUGUGUUGGACACUGCAGACAUAGGAAAAUAAAUUUCUUACUAAACUAGCACUUGAUUAACUGAUUUAUUAAUACAAAAGCUCAACUAUGGCUUACUUUCUG
This is a messenger RNA of Gracilinanus agilis (Agile Gracile Mouse Opossum), 6275 nucleotides long. It is a transcript of the gene QSER1, whose product is annotated as glutamine and serine rich 1. The record is from RefSeq and is a predicted model, not a curated record. The transcript has 12 exons. The coding region runs from base 102 to 5291 and encodes 1729 amino acids. NCBI's taxonomy places the organism in Eukaryota, Metazoa, Chordata, Mammalia, Didelphimorphia, Didelphidae.